Molecule: messenger RNA, 5828 nt
Organism: Physella acuta
Lineage: Eukaryota; Metazoa; Mollusca; Gastropoda; Physidae
Product: protein FAM117B
Source: RefSeq, a predicted model, not a curated record
UAGCCUAGGCUUAGGCUAUGCAGUAUGCAGCUAUUCAUGAUUUACUCACUCUGAAAAGAAGAUUCGCACUCUUGUGCUCCAAAUCUAGAUUCUGGAUCUCUAUCUGAUUAUUUUUGAGAAAAAAAAAGACUAUUAUAAAGCAAACAUAUUGUAUAAUUAAGUGGUUUGUUGACAUUUAUUUUACUGGAAUAGAAAAUAUGAACCAGACAAUGACGAAUUCACUCGUUUUUGUUAUUAAUUUAAUAAUUUCACAAUUUUAGCCAACUAUUUUUAGUCUUUCCAAUAUUCUUUAAAAUUAAAUUAUAAUUUUAUCGGUUUUAAUUUAAAGUUAGUCUACUAACUACUGGACCUAGUCUAGAUUCCUAGAAUAAGUCAAGAGAUUAAAGUUCUAGAAUCUAGAUAGAGUCUAGACUAGAUUCUUAGUCUAGGUAGGUAGAUUCCAGAUAUCUAGUCUAGUAGAUAGUUAAGAGUUUAGAUACCUGUAGAUCUACUUGUGGUGAGGAAUGUCGAACCAAGUGCCCCAGAGAGUUAGACGAAAUGGGUCUCCAUCUACCAUCACCAAGCAGGGCCCCAUUAAAGCUGUAAAAGUAUUUUCCUUGAAACAAGGAACCGAUGUUCUUCAUAAGCCUACUUCUACAUCGCCUAGAGAUAGCCAAAAAUUAUUAUCAAGCAAAUCCCCUGACAACAGAAUCUCACCUGAAGAAGGCACCAGUCCUGCAGGAUCAGUUCUAUUAUCACUUACUGCUGCAGCAAAAUCCCAAUCUCCAACCAGCCCAGGCAGCUUUUAUCAUAGUAAUCCAACCAGCAUUAAAAUCAAAGAAAGAAGUAAAGGACAUAGACAAAGCCCAGUUCCUGGAAAAUGGAGAGCAAGUUCUGCAGAUGCAGUUGUUCCAACCUACUUAACAGGACAGUGGCCCAAGGAUAUCAACAGCUAUCACUGCUCUCAUUCCGAUGGAGUUUUUAUGUCUGAUAAAUCAACUCAGACUGUAGCUGAAUGGGAAGGCAAACCUGAAAAGAAAAAAAAGGUGCAUAAAAGAUCUGCAUCAUUUGGUCAAGGAGAUCAGUUAAAGCUCCAGUUCAUCAAACAUCAUUUACAAAAAUCCAAAGAAGGCUGUAAACAGAAUGACGUCAAGCAGCGUUCCAGUCCAAUCCCAGGGAAACAUUCAGCCCUUUCACUCACAGCACCACCAGCCCUUUGUUCUCUUCAAACCAAAACUGUGUUGACCUCAUCAGGAAACAUUCCUAGGCAUAAUAUGAACAGAUAUCAAAGAAACAGUGUAGAGGGGUUGAAUAUGGAGAUUGAAAAGCUAGUUUCCAGUGUAAGGGGUGUGCAUAUUAAUGGCAUUGAUGGGGAUGAAACAGAUGUUUUUAGGGAAAUACCAGAUGGACAUCGAGCACCAGUCCCUGAAAUUUCCCAUUUAAGUUGUACUCGAAGUAUAGACACUCAGACUCCUUUAGACAACAUCACAGCAUCCACCACAACAGCUGCUACAGCAAGCAGACCUGCCUCAAUAAGUCCCUCUUUACGUCCAAGAAGUGGAGAGGGUCUGUAUUUAGGUGGAAGCAGAUCUGAAUCAACAGACAGCAAGUCUAGCAAAGAUUCUGAACCUUACACCAUUUCUAGUCCAAAGACUUCUUGUCCAUUUGUUAGACAACCACCAGAUGGCUGGGAAAACAUAACAAUACUAGAAGAAUCAAGAAGACCACAGAUCAAAGAACCAAUGCUCUUCUCUCCGGUUAAGCCGAACCAGUUUGUGUUUAAGCCCAGUCAAGGCUCAGCAUUUUAUCCCCUGAUGAAGAGCUAUCUGGUGGACAGUGAGUUCACACACGGCUACACCGGCUCACAGUCUCCUGUCUUGUCGUCUGGCUUUGAUGGUUGAAGUUCAGCAUAACAAAGUUACACACAAUUUAUGGGUAUAUUUUGAUAUUCAAUGCCUUACCUGAAUCAAAGAUUUGACUUUGCUCUUUCCAUAAAUAUUUUAUUUUAAAAGAUUCUCAUUCUACCAUUUAUAGCACAAGCUGUUUUUUUUUCAAAGUGUUUUUUUAUAACUGGGUGUUAAAGAUUGACUUGAUGAUUUUGUCUGUUUCACCUUGCCAUAUUUAAAACUUCCAAUUUGUUACAGCUUAUCAAAGAUCUGUAUUAUAACAUUUUGCCAUACAUUAUUUUUCCAUGUAGCUUUCACUUCUGUACAGAGGCGUAGCAAUUGGGGGGGGGGGGGUACAUAUGUCCCCGGGCGCCGACCUUAGGGGGCGCCAAAAUGGGUUGUAAAAUCAAAUUAAAAUGUCAUUUUAGCUGCAUUUUUGCAUUAUAAAUAGUUUGAGGGGGGGGGGGGUGCAAAUUGAAAGUUUGUCCCCGGGCGCCGGGAAAGGUCGCUACGCCUCUUCUUCUGUAUACAGUCCGUACCAUUAGCUCUUUUAUGUUGAAAAAAAAUUAAAACAGGCUCAUAUUCGAUUAACAAUAAAUAUUUCAUUAAAUAAAACUUCAUUUAAUUUUAUGCCUCAGUGAGUAAACUAAUAGUGAUAUGAACAUAUUUUAAACAUGACUUUACGAACGCCUCAAACUUUACAAUUCUUUGUGUGUAAGAUAGUGAAAGAAGUGAUAGUCUUGUUACUAGAUCAAUCUUUCUGUUCAGUAGCAAUGUUUUCAGUGUUAUUAAAAAAAAUAAUUGCCCUUUCGUAUUUCCUUAAUACAUUUGAUAUACUUAUUUUACUUUAUUGUAAUUUACUAUUUGAAAAUUUUUGAAUGUAAAAUAUAUAAGAGCUAAUGGUUAGUGUUUUAUUAUUACGAUAGUUUCAGUCUGUGAUUUGAGUCUAGAAAUCUCUAUUUUAUCCUGCAAUUAUUUUUUUUUUAACAUUUUCUCUUGAAAGUGAAAUAAUGAAAUUAUUUGAAGGAGACAAAAAUUGCUUUCAAGACAUGAUUACUAAUGUCUACAACAAAAUUCAGGUAUUAUAAUUCAUGUAAGUAUUUUGUCAGCUAUGCUAAAACAUAUUAAAACCUUUUUAUCAAGACUAACAAAACAAACACAUGUGGUUUUACCUUAGGUCUUAAAAUAAACUAGCUUCCAGGUGUGAAAACAAAAGAUGUCACAUGCCCUAGUAGAGGAUAAUUACUUGCAUUGGGAUUUUUCUGAACAAUUAUUUUCCCUUAAUACGUUAACACUUAAGAUUUGACUUUUUUUAAAUAUUUGAUUUCAUUGAAGGGAAACAUGGAAACAUUUAAGUGUUCGGUUAGUAAUAAUGUGUUCUAAAUUUUAUAACAACUCAAAAUCAUUUAGGGUAUUUGAAAUAACUCCCAUAAUUAAGUGCAUUUGCUAGCAAUGUCAGUAAACAUUUAUUUUUAAAGGUUAUUUUUUUCAAAACAGUAUUUCAAAAAUUCUUCAAAAACCAUUGUUUCAUCUUUUUGAAACUAUGUUUGUGUUUCCCAUAUUAAAUCUUGAGUGAAGUUUUCUUUUUCCAUUGACGUAAUUCAUGUAUUAGAAACUUUGUAAGCAAAUAUUCAAAGCUGGAAAGUUGUAUGGACUUAAAUAUCAGGGACAUAAAUCAAAAUCUGUAACGUUCCAUCCUAAAUAAAAUAUAUGAAGUUUUUAAAUGUUUAAUGGCCCUCAAACAACUUACAAAAUAUUUAUUUUCUCAAAAACUACAUUUAAACAUGGAGAAUAUAUAAUAUAUAUACAGUUAAGCCUACCAAGAAAAUGGCAACUUUGGGGUAAUUUUAAAAUAGGCAAGUAACUAUUGAUCAUAAUAUUGCAAUACAUGUUUAUUUUUAUUUUUUCAAACCUCUUUCAUUCACUCAUAUUUUGUAUUAGUUAGAAUGAGCUUUAGUUUUAGCUCAUGUUCAUACAAAAAAAAAUAGGGUCUGAUAAAACAGCCAUCGGCCCCCCCAUCUCCUCAACUAAUGUAUUUCAACUGAAAUGAAAACUUUUAUGCACUACCUUUUCUAAAAAAAAUAUUUUCGUAUCCAAAGUUUUUAUUACUCUUCUGUUUAUUGAUGCGUGUGAAGGGGAAACAUUAUUGCUCUGCUUAACUUUUUAGUCUUCCCCAGUAAAUUCGUAGUGAUUUGUUAUCAAAUAAUACAGUGAACAACCAGCAUAAUAUCACACAUUGCUUGUUUGUAAGCUAGAAUCUAUUCAUUCUGGGAACAAUUUACUCUAUUUGGAUGAAGUUUUAAAAAAUUAAUAAUUAUUAACAGUGCUAGAAAUAGUUUGAAUUUUAAGUGGUUGUUGGAAAAAUGUGUACAUUAUUUUACAUUUUAAGAUUUUGUGUGUUCCUUACAUUUAAAAAAACAAUUUGUUAAACGGUAAGGAAUAAGUGCUUUGUUCAGCAAUUUUUUGGAGUCUUAAAUGUUAGAAUAUUUGUAUUUUCUUUAGCAACUGUUUACGUCUAAUCAAAAGUAUUCACAUACUUUGAAUAGUUUUUUUUUAAAGAAAAUCUAUUGUAAAUAAAUUAGAAUGUAGACAUUAUAUAGUUCUCAUUUUAACAUUCUACAAACUUAUUCUGAACAUAUUUGUAUUCUGGCAUCAGGUUAUUUAAACAAAUCCGCUACCUAUCCUGAUGCAUGAAAUUGUAUGUUAUAGUGCUGACAUGUUGAUUUUCCAUCACAAAGUUUACUUUUUUCCAGCUAAAAGUUCUUUCAAUAUUUAUGGAGUGCAUUUGUCCUCCAUAAAGUACCGUCCAUUGUUGACCCUACACUGUUUGUCCAUUGCUGUUUUAACCACCCCCACUCCCUCCCCCACUGUAUGAAUGGCCAGUGUAUUUAUGUAAUAGUUAGGUCAAAGACUUGUCAGGUGCCAUUGUGUGUGUGGGGGCAGCAGCAGAGGGUAACUAACAUACACACGCAUUUAUAACCUGCUGCACGGCUGACAACUUGGAUGUGAUGAGUGUUACAACAUAAGCAAUCAGUUGACCCAAAUGUUUUAUUUUGCUGGGCUUUUCAUGUGAUAUUCUGUUGUGGAACACUGCUAAUUGUUUUAACACAUGUUUGACUUGUAGUAUGAUAGUACUUAGUACAUUUACUCUUGUAUAAGCAUAUAUUUUUAUUAUGUUAUUAAAAAAUUUGAAAUAAUGGCUGCAAAGGCAAAUGUGAGGCAAGUCAUUAACAUAGUCCUGGUAGUAAUUUUACAAAAAUGUGGUGAUUUCAUUGAUUACUUUAUUGCAUUCUUUUAGUUUAAACUUUUGUGUAAGAGAAUUUCUUGAAGGUUUUGUUUUCAAUGCAGUAUCAUAAUGAUUCAUGUGACUGUUGAAAAACUUUAAUUUGACAGCAAAUCUUUGAUCUCUGUAAACAUUUUUUUUGUAAGAAGCAAAAUAUACUUUUAGUUCUGACCAUUUCUAAAAGUAUACUUUGACCACUGUUUCUAUACCAAUGAAUGACCAAUUACACUUUGAUAUAGUCUGGCAGCUACAUACUUAUUGGGAUCAAUUGGACCACAAUUUUCUGGCCACUGUUUGCUUUUCUAUUUUUCAUAAGCAGAUUUUUGCCAUAUCUACUGAAUGUGUUGGUAGUUUUCUGCAUGCUUUAGUGGACUUGGUUUGCUGAAAUCAUGUCCUGAUGUCACAUAAUAGUUUGUUCACAUAUACUUGUAUGUUGCUAUAUACCAUAGUAUUUUAGUUGAUACAUUUUAUCCCAUCUUUCAUAUGGCAUUUUUAUUUGUGAUAUGCAAUGAGGAUGCAUUUGUUAUGAGGAGGUAAUGAGAAAAUAAAUUCCACGGUUUUCUCAAAUCCCACAAGUGAUGGUAUAUUUGUAUGCUACCCACAUAAAUAUCUUGUUUUAUAUUGUUCAAAGUUAAUUGUUUGAAAUCUAGUUGAAAAAUACAUUUAAAUUAUUUUCUAAA